AUGGGCCGCCCGAAGCGCAACGUCCUCGCCGCCGCCGAGGCAGCCCUCAGCCCGCCCGACGCCCUCGAGCCCAGCCAGUCGCUCGUGCGCGUCGUCCGCCCCGAGGGCAACAACCUCUUCACCUGCGAACUGCCGAGCCGCAAGCUCGUCCUGCUCGAGCUGGCCCAGCGCUUCCGCAACACCAUCUGGGUCAAGCGCGGCGGCUUCGUCGUCGCAGAGCGCUACGGCGAGAGCGCCGAGGAGACGCGCGCUGACGGCGAGAUUGUCAACAUUGUUCGCGACGAGAAGCUCUGGCGCAAGCAGCCGUAUUGGCCAAAGGAGUUUGCCAAGAAUGCCUACGACCUGGCCGACUCCGAGGACGAUUCCAACGUCGGCAAAAUGCCCCCAAGUGACUCCGAAGACGAGUGA
Molecule: messenger RNA, 408 nt
Organism: Purpureocillium lilacinum
Lineage: Eukaryota; Fungi; Ascomycota; Sordariomycetes; Hypocreales; Ophiocordycipitaceae
Biological process (GO): translational initiation
Cellular component (GO): nucleus
Molecular function (GO): translation initiation factor activity; RNA binding
Source: RefSeq, a predicted model, not a curated record